AUGGAUAGCACCAGUGCCGCUACAAAGACAAUCACACGCGCCGAGUGGCAGACGAUGCUCGACUCGGUGUCUGUCAGCAAGAGCAGCCUGAAUCGCUUGGUGAUGAACUACCUGGUCAUUGAAGGGUACAAGGACGCCGCCGAGCGCUUUGCCUCCGAGUGCGGCGAGACCCCGACGGUCGACCUGUCCAGCAUUGAGGACCGCAUGUGCAUCAGAACCGCAGUGCAGCGGGGCGCCAUUGAGGAGGCGAUCGAGCUCGUGAACGACCUCAACCCGGACAUUCUGGAUACAAACCCAAAGCUGUGCUUCCAGCUGCAGCUCCAGCGGCUGAUUGAGCUCAUCCGCGCUGGCCAGAUUGACGAGGCGCUUGCGUUUGCCCAGAGCGAGCUCGCCCCGCGCGGUGAGGAGCAGCCGCAGUUCUUGGAGGAGCUCGAGAAGGCGCUCGCGUUGCUGGCGUUCGACAACCAGCGCACGUCGCCCGUCGGACACUUGCUCGACCUCGCACAGAGACAGAAGACGGCGAGUGCGCUCAACGCUGCCAUCCUGGCGAGCCAGAACCAGGAACGCGACCCGAAGCUGCCAAGCUUGCUCAAAAUGCUCGCCUGGGCGCAGACACAGCUGGAUGACCGGACAAAGUACCCCCGCAUUAACGACGUUGUGACGGGUGCACUGCAAGAUCCAGAAGAGUCUGCCACGUCCGGAUCUUCUGCUUCGGGCUCGGGCGCCGCGGGCACAUCGAAUGGCUCGGUUCCGAUGCGAAUCUAA
This is a messenger RNA of Capsaspora owczarzaki ATCC 30864, 765 nucleotides long. RefSeq lists its product as hypothetical. The transcript has a single exon. The record is from RefSeq and is a predicted model, not a curated record. Gene Ontology annotation, biological process: proteasome-mediated ubiquitin-dependent protein catabolic process. Lineage: Eukaryota; Filasterea; Ministeriida; Capsasporidae. Gene Ontology annotation, cellular component: cytoplasm; nucleus. Bases 1 to 765 code for a protein of 254 amino acids. Gene Ontology annotation, molecular function: protein binding.